ACUUCACCUCCAACAACCGCUACACAAUAUCUUCCAGUAUGUGAGGUCGAAUCGAGUUUACUUAAACGCCAAUCAUAAAUUCUCUGCAACAACUGGACUUUUUACACUACCGCUCAAUUCUAACCUGUUAUCGGUGCUGGUCCAUCCAGUGACAAUAUUCUCUCAUCUCGCUCUACACGUUCGCCAGGUAGCACGCCAUGGGAAGAGAUGCGCUUUCUGAGAAAGUCUUCUCUUUCAGUGACGAGCUGCAAAGGAUGGGGUGUCUGGAAGACGAGGUGCCGAAGCCGAACCUUCGCAACGAAAUCCACCCGAUAUUUCGCCUCGAUCGAUGGAUGGGCGGUUAUGGUCAGCCCACAGAGGAGAUAUACCCUCGCAUGAAGCCAGCACUACGACUUGCAUCUUUGUUCCUAACCGAGGAGUGUACGCUGCACUGGUGGACGCAUACCAUGCUAGGGGAGGAAAUGACAGCCUACCACGACGACGGCUCGGGACGUACAUUCAGGUAUAUUGAGGCGAACCCGGAAGAGUUUACCCCCAGAGGACGUUCUCUGGCCAGAACCAAACUCUACGAGAUGGCCGACGUGAUUAUGCUAAUGUUCACUCCAGAGCGGUACAAGGACACAAGGGACGGGAAAGCCUGGGGCAUGUGCAGCAACCACUCGAUUCGAGAAUUCCCAUGGGCUCAGCAUUUCUGUUCACGAGACUUCCCCCACAUUCCCGGCAAAUACAUGCAGGACAAGUCCCGCGUCCCGGAAAUCACCUUCUCGCACAAAUUCUCCGACUUCUACUGCAAUCACUACACCUCCUCAUCCAAAUGUCAAAUCCUCCGCGUCCACUUCAUGUUCGCCAUGACCAUCAUGCACGAACUGGCACACGCCUUUCACAUGUUCAUCGGCAAGGACAACGGACAUAAAGAACCGCUCCACAACCAGUUCGACCGGUACGCUGAGCUGGGCUUUUCCUGGGAAAUCGGUCUCACGGGCCGCAUCUGCAACCCGUUAUUCCACACUCUGAGGGACGUCCAUGCCCUCUUCUCGGUGCGCACAUACACCUGGCUACCGCACGAACUCGAGAAAGUAGCCGAAGUGCAACGCGCAACCCGAUACUUCCGGGAUCCGGAGAGCAGCGUGAGAUUCCGCGCCAUUCCGAUCGAUGCCAGCCUGGACUGGGUACCGACGCACGAGUGGCGUGGAGUGCAGUAUUUCAAUGCGCAGCAGCCCGAGUGUCCGACGAAUUACAUGUGCAUUGUAGUCGGCAUUCCAAUGCAGUGGGUGGCGGCCUGGUUUUUGGAAGAGGAGUGGGAGGAGAAUAGGAGGUUUUGGGCGAAGCAUCAUGAUGACUAUGGGAGUGUGAGGAGGAGGACACUGUUCAUGGGAGAAUGCUGGAGUUUGGUGUAUCAGAAGGACAUUCACGGAAGGCAGUCCAUGUGGGUGGCUUCGAGGUAGGAUGACGUCUGGUGCAGACUUA
Molecule: messenger RNA, 1467 nt
Organism: Westerdykella ornata
Lineage: Eukaryota; Fungi; Ascomycota; Dothideomycetes; Pleosporales; Sporormiaceae
Exons: 1
Coding region: 198-1445 (415 amino acids)
Source: RefSeq, a predicted model, not a curated record